Prorocentrum cordatum is the source of this 321-nucleotide messenger RNA. The record is from the annotation of a GenBank genome assembly. Lineage: Eukaryota; Dinophyceae; Prorocentrales; Prorocentraceae.
AUGGCGGGCCUGCCUCUUGCGAUCCGCUGCGCCGUGCUGGUCGGGCUGAUCGGCGCCGUGGCCGCCGUGCAGAAGGGCAGAGAGGCUGGCCACGAGAAGGGCCACGGGCAAGACAAGGGUGGCGUGCUGGGGCACGGCACGGGCUUCAUGGCCUCCGUCGCAAACCACACCGGCCGCCAGACGCCCGAGGAACUGGGCUUCACAAGUGAUGGCGACGUAGACCCGACUCAACAGAAGGUGUCGAUGAUGAGUGAAGAGCACUGCCUCGACCUCGGAGCCAAAGGCUUUCCGCUGCCGGUGUUCAAGAUGUUGCAGGUCUAG